UCUCUCUUUCAGAAUUCUAAUUGAAUACUCUGUCUUGAGUUGCGUUGAGUUGGCAACUGUUGUCCUCCUUCCCCCGAUUUGCAAAUCUUAAAGAAUUUGGUUUUAGGUGGGUAAGACGAUUUCGUCCUCCCCAGUCCCUCCCCAGUCGAAGCCGUUCCUUCCCCUCUCUCGCCGAUCUGCUUUUCUCCUUGAUUUAUUUGGUGUUGUCAACAAUUUGGCAAUCAGAAUAUCAACUUUUGUCAGCUAAGUGAUCCAGGCGAUAAAGUGGUGGUGGGGUGUCAACUGAUUGGUAUAUAUUUCUCAGGUCUUGUCUCUUGAUGGCUGACUGGGCGGGUCUUCCUCGAGAGCUUAUCUUGUCUUUAGCUGAACGUAUGGGUUCCUUGGAGGAGUUCAUUGUUUUUGGUGCAGUUUGUAAAUCGUGGAGAUCAGUUGCGACCAAAGAAAACUACUUCACUUGUGAAUUAGGACCGAAACAUCAAGUCCCACUCCUUAUUCUUCCACAGGAGAAGGGUGCUGCCACCCGCAAGUGUUACAACCUGAAGAAACGUAAGAUUUGCCAACUAAAUCUGUCCGAACUUGAGGACAAGCUUUUCCUCUCUUCUUUGGGAUGGCUGCUGACCGUAUCUAAAAAAGAUUUGAAAUUUUGUUUGAUACAUCCUCUAAAUCAUGCCCGGAUUGAGCUGCCAUGUCCGGUGCCUAAUAUGGCACCCAGCUUGUUGUCCAAUUUUUCCAUAAGGAAGUUUGUCUUAUCAACCAGCCCGUCUUGGACCUCAAAUUUCAUCGUCAUGGUUUAUCAGUCUCAAACUGUGUCAUUUUGCAGACCAGGACACAGUGAACAUUGGAUAAGUGUAUGUCUGCACACACCAGGAAUAUUAAAUGAUCUAACUUAUUAUGAGGGACAACUUUAUGCCGUGAACUAUUAUGGUCAUGUUUUUAUUUGUGAUAUUGAAGAUCCUAAGCAAGCAGAAGUAAGGAUUGUUGCUCCACAAUUUCCAAAGGAAUAUUUGGGUCCUAUGAUGCAAAUUAAAGUAGCUUAUCUGGUGGAAUCAGCCAGGGACCUGUUGGUGGUUUUGUGCUUUUUCAACCCGAAGACAAAGUUCCAUGCAACUACCGGCUGCAGAGUUUUCAAGGUCCCAUUUAGUGACGGCAGUUCAUGGUUGGACUCGGAGGUAAAGAAUCUGGGUAAUAGAUCCCUGUUCUUGUGCAGAAAUGCUUCUUCUUUCUCUGUUGAGGCCUCCGACUGUUCUGGAUGGAAGCCGAAUUGCAUUUACUUCAUGAAUAACAAGCGUGCUUCUCUAAGAGUAGAUAUGGACAUGGGUAUCUUUAAUAUGGAUGAUGGACAAAUCGAGCGGCCCUUUGAUAAUUCCUUUAAUAUCUGUUAUAAAGGAAGGAAUUAUGAAACAUCACAUUUGUGGAUUGAACCAAGUUUCUAAAUAGGAUGUGCUAGCUCGCUUCUUGUCCAUCAUCUUUUAUUUAUACUCAGGGCGCAUAUGGAUUGCACCAAAGCGUAUUCUGUUUUUCCAUUUGUUUUAUUUAUACUCAGGGCACAUAUGAAUUGAAUGAUUUACCAGAUUUCAUUCAGAUAAUCAGAUUCUUUUAUGGAAGCUCAGAGUUGUCUAAUGAAACUUAUUUUUCAAGUCUUUUGUUGAAAGUAUAUGCUGACUUAUGCCUUAUAACCGAUAAUCUUGAAUGGCAUUCAAUUAGUAGUACUUUGUGGAGUGGUGACUUUUCAAGUCAUAGUUUUACUUUGAUCUUAUUGUAUGUUUUUGGUGAUCUAAGUGGUUUGUGAUUUUUUGGAA
This is a messenger RNA of Malus domestica (apple), 1799 nucleotides long. RefSeq names its product F-box protein At2g26160-like. Lineage: Eukaryota; Viridiplantae; Streptophyta; Magnoliopsida; Rosales; Rosaceae. The record is from RefSeq and is a predicted model, not a curated record.